Messenger RNA from Ostertagia ostertagi, 123 nucleotides. NCBI's taxonomy places the organism in Eukaryota, Metazoa, Nematoda, Chromadorea, Rhabditida, Trichostrongylidae. The record is from the annotation of a GenBank genome assembly.
AUGCCUAUUUCAGUUGGAAAUCUACCUUAUCGAACCAGUGAGGACGCCAUCAGUAAUUAUUUCAGCCGAGCCGGCCAAGUAACAAUGUUAGGAUCCCGUGCGAUCGCGAGACUGGCCGUAUGA